This is a messenger RNA of Penicillium canescens, 1791 nucleotides long. Its product is annotated as cytochrome P450. The coding region runs from base 78 to 1643 and encodes 521 amino acids. Gene Ontology annotation, molecular function: oxidoreductase activity, acting on paired donors, with incorporation or reduction of molecular oxygen; heme binding; iron ion binding. Lineage: Eukaryota; Fungi; Ascomycota; Eurotiomycetes; Eurotiales; Aspergillaceae. The transcript is spliced from 5 exons. The record is from RefSeq and is a predicted model, not a curated record.
CAAAAGGAGCCCACUAGGGCGAAGCUGGGGUGUUCUGGAUUUCUUCACCCUUGCUCGCAACUGGAAUUUGGUGGAACAUGGCGUGGUGGCAUCUCGUUGUCGCGCAACCAUGCCUCGCCCUCGGCGUGGUAGGGGUGGGCUACCUGCUUUCCCUGGCCGUAUAUCGGCUGUACCUUUCACCAAUCGCUCAUUUCCCAGGACCUAAGCUGGCCGCAUUAACCAUGUGGUACGAGUUCUACUAUGAUUCAUAUCUUGGUGGUCAAUAUACGUUCGAAAUCGGCAAAAUGCACCGAAAAUACGGCCCGAUUGUGAGGAUCAGUCCUUAUGAACUACACAUUGACGACCCAGAGUACUACGACGUUUUGUACUCUCGAGACAAGCCUCGCAACAAAUCAGUACACCUGACCGGCAUGUUCGGAGCACCAGACUCUGCCUUCGGUUCUGUCGAUCACCGUCGUCAUCGGAUACGCCGACAACCCAUGAACCCAUUCUUCUCCCAGCAACGGAUCCGACACCUUGAGCCAAUGCUUCGUGGCAUGAUGGAUAAGCUUCGCAAGGGAAUGAAGGCCUGGAAAGAAAGGAAUACACCUCUGCAUAUGUAUCAUGCAUUCAAUGCAUUCACUACAGAUGUGGUUGUGGAGUAUUCCAUGGGCGAGUCAUUCCACUAUUUAGAUGACCCUGAGUUCACCCCACAAUGGUCUAAGACAAUCCAGUCAAUCGUCCAGAUGGGUGUGCAGCUGAAGCAAUUCCGCUGGGUCAUAGGCUUUUUCGAAUUGCUUCCACGGUGGCUAGUUGUUAGCCUCAACCCGGACAUUGGCCCGGUCAUCGACCAGAAGGUAGAAAGUCUCCGGUUGGCAAACUUGAUCAUCGACAGUGAAAAGUCCAGUGCCAACUCGACGGAUAAAAGAGCCAGUCUACCAAAAAAUACAUUGUUCCAUGCGCUGCUGGACAGCAAGCUUCCUGCGGAGGAGAAAUCAGCUAGUCGCCUAAGCCAGGAGAUUUUCACGGUCAUCUCUGCGGGCGGAGAAACGACUGCGAAGAAUUUGACGACACUCACUUUUCAUCUUUUGAAUAAUCCCGACAAGCUGCAGAAACUACGCGACGAAUUGAACCGCCUUGAUCCUGAUGGGACGGCGUCUUUGGUGGAAUAUGAGACAAUGCCAUAUUUGACAUCGAUUAUGCUCGAGGGACUACGACUCACAAACGCUAUUUCGACAAGACUUCAACGCAGCUCGCCCGUUGAUCCUAUGAAAUACAAGGACUGGGUCAUUCCACCUGGGACGCCUGUUGGCAUGACAAGCAUAUUUAUGCACCAUAAUGAAGACAUCUUCCCGGACUCGCAAAGCUUCAUCCCAGAGCGCUGGAUGGAUCCAGAUCAGCGGAAGUACCUCGAAAGAUACAUGGUCGCCUUCAGCAAGGGCUCCAGACAAUGCAUUGGUAUUCCUCUCGCGCGGGCUGAGAUUCUUUUGGCUGUAGCUACAAUCUUCCGCGAAUUUGAGAUGGAGCUGUACGAAACUACUAUCGACGAUGUUCGUAUUGUGCGAGACAUGUUCAAUGGUCACCCUAGAGAGGGAAGCCAAGGUGUUCGUGUCAUGAUCAAAGGGUGGAAUGAAAGUCCUGGGACAAGCAGAAGCUCUUCAUGAUCCUUGCUCUCUUUUUAUUAUUUUUGCUGCUUUCAUUAAUGUACAUACAAUAACGACCCGACAGAGCUAACCAGACAGAAAUCGCUACUAGUACUUACUAUCUCCAAGCCCGGGGUAUUCCCGCCUCCAAAGACUUCAAGUGCGUACU